Paralichthys olivaceus (Japanese flounder) is the source of this 9764-nucleotide messenger RNA. The record is from RefSeq and is a predicted model, not a curated record. Lineage: Eukaryota; Metazoa; Chordata; Actinopteri; Pleuronectiformes; Paralichthyidae.
AUCUCUCUCUUGUGUUUCUGCAGGUCUCUGAAAAGUGAAUGAAGCAGCAGAAAGACUAUCGACAAGCACCUUUACCUAAAGAAAGAUCACUCAAGGAUCCUUCAGCACACAACAUUAGCCGGUUCACAAAAUGGCCAAAAGAGAGAAAUAUUUCUGAUGCCACCAAAGCUCCAUUUUUAUGUCAAUGGAUGGGUCCUUUCUGUUUCUGUGAACUUGCCGGCACCCCUCACAGGUUAAGCUAUCAUGUCUGGUAGAUUGGGGAACUGGUAACCCUCCAGAACCUGCCCUCCCAACUCCCCCACCAUCCCCUCUCUUCUCCCUCUUCUCACCCAUAGAAGAGCUUCAUGAAAAAUGGAGGCACGUGAAUCAGCUGCCGUUGGGCACAAAUCCUCAAAUAGGGAAGCAGUGAAGGAGAAGGUGCCUCUGCAAAGAAAGUGGGUAUCCGAGCCCUCUGCAACAACCAAACGAAGCACUUUUGCUGACCCAGAGGCAAAACACCGUGAGAGUUUGCCGUGUGGUGCCACCGGGGGAUCAGCACCUCAGCAGAAGUACGCAAUCACAGGUAAUUCUGGAAAGCUGCUAUCUGGACCCUCUGCAGUUGGAGCUAUAGGAGGCCCAACAUCUCAAGACCCCCAAGGACCCUUUGCUCAGGGGUUCCCAAGGGGAUACUCCUACCAGUUGGGCCAGCCAUACCCUCAGCACCCCCAAACUGAGCGCUUCCUCUCAGGAGCCAAACCUCAACCUGGCCUAGAGCCACAUGCCUGGCCAUUUGCCGGCCAGUUGCCCUCAGAUGACUUAUACCCUGUGGGACAUCCGGGACAUACUCACCCUCAUGGGGCUGGGAGGUUUCCCCGACAGAAAUCUCCCAGUCUACCCAGCUCCUUUGGACAGUAUUCUCAGUCAGGCACUGAACCUGGAGAGGAGGGGUACAGCAAAAAAGAGCAAAAGCCGAAAAAGCCUGGUAAGUACAUAUGUCACUACUGUGGUCGAGCUUGCGCCAAGCCCAGCGUCCUAAAGAAACACAUCCGCUCACAUACUGGAGAAAGGCCAUAUCCAUGUGUACCCUGUGGCUUUUCCUUCAAAACAAAGAGCAACCUUUACAAGCAUCGCAAGUCCCAUGCUCACGCCAUCAAGGCUGGACUCGUACCAUUUUCAGAGCUCGCUGUGGCCCGCAGUGGGGACAUGGACCAGGCUUCGCCAGUGGGUGAGACCGAGGUUCACUCAGAUGGAGAGCAGAGUACCGACACUGACGAGGAAUGUGUGGAGGGCUCCACCAUGCUGAUGGACAAGGACAGCCCCAUCCCUCAGAUCUCCUUUGAGGCUGACAAGACUACAGGUGGUGUGGAACCAGCAUAUGCAGACUCGGCUGAAGAGCUGCCUGUGGGAUCUAUUAAAGUGCCUAUCCUCAUUGUCCCCAAGUCUGGGGGAGUCCCUUCCACAGGCAUGGAGUGCCCACCUUUUCAGGACAUCAAGGGGUCACAUCACAUGUUGGCAUCACAGGUUGGCGGAAGAGCGCAUUCUCUGGACGACUCCCCCACCAUCAAACAACGUUUGGCCCUGAGGCUGACUGAGAAAAAAGGCCAGGACACUGAGUGUGCCAUGUCCCAGUCCCUUAACCUCCUCAGUCCUCACAGCAAAGGCAGCACAGACUCUGGCUACUUUUCCCGCUCUGAGAGUGCAGAGCAGCAGAUAAGCCCUCCAAAUUCUAAUGUCAAGACGUACGAAGAGAUUAUGUUUGGUCGGACUUGGUACUACCGACCCAACUCCAGAUCCAGACAGUCUAUCACAGUAGGCAUGGCAGGGGCAGACCCAGCUAGCCUGGCUAGUUUAAAACAAUCUGGUGCUAUUCUGGAGAUGGGGAAGAUAGCUGAGGAUCAUAUCUGUUUCAGAGGGGAUGUAGGGAUCUCUGGAGAUCCCAAGCAGUAUCCAACAGGACCCUGUCAAAGCAGCACAGGCCUAUUGGAGCCUCCAUCCGAUUCUGGGCCCCUAAUAAGGAGUAACUCUAUGCCAACUUCUUCCCCGCCCAACCUCAGUGUCCCACCAGGUAUUCGGGGCAGCCACUCCUUUGAUGAGAUGAUGUCAUCAGAUGAUGUGUUUUACCCUCAAGGGCUUCGCAGACUCAGAAGACAGGCUGCUUUUGAACAUUCAGCUGCUGAAGCCCAUGUAGGAGAGGCUGAGGGCUAUGGACACAUGCCCAAGAAUUUAGCUUCAUCUCUAGGUAUUAAGAUUGGUGAGCGCAGCCCAGGAGUCCCAGAGCACAUUGCCUAUAGCCCAUAUGGUACUAAAGUUAGCAUGUCAGAAAUAGCCACAAGAAAAAGGAGGAAAGAGACAAGUGUUGGCGAUGAGGAGGACAGCCCUGGACAUUGUGACAGUAGCUGUAGUGGUUCAGUGGAGAUGAUAGGGGACUAUGAGUUUAAGCAAAGUAGUUUUGAUGGGUCGAGAGCCACUCCACUAGGGAAGGGCUCUCUCAGUGCUCACAGCCAAUCGGAUAGCUUUGAUACCUGUGCCAGCAUGUGCUCUGAGGACAUUGCAUUGUUUACUGACUCUGAGUGCAGGAAGGCAGCUGGGAAUGUCAUAUCAGUCAUCCAACACACCAACUCCCUCAGCCGGCCAAAUUCCUUUGAGAAGUCGGAGUCCUUUGAGCAUCCAGGAUAUCAGACUUCAGAGAAAGGUCCACCGAGCCAGUACUCUGAGCAGUCGGACACAGAGAUUUUUGAAGAUGCUCUCAGUCCUGAAUCUGCCCUACUGGCAGAGAGCAUGGAGCAGCAGCUGCAAAGUGACAGUGACCUGGCCUCCCUUUCAUCAUCAUCAGCUGCAGCCUCCCCUGGUCAGCCUUAUCACAUCCCACACAAACUAGUCAGACAACCCAACAUCCAAGUUCCUGAGAUCAGGGUGACAGAGGAGCCAGACAAACCUGAGAAAGACACAGAAGCUCCAAUAACCAAGGAGCCAGAUAAGCAGCCCCAACAUGUUGAGGAGUUUCAGCUGCCACAGAGGAGUGACACGCUCUCCCAGAUGCCCUCAGAAAAGCUCCCACCCAAGAAGAAGCGGCUGCGUCUGACGGACAUGGAGCACUCAUCUGGGGAAUCGAGCUUUGAGUCAACUUGCACCAGCCUUUCUCGCAGCCCCAGUCAGGAGAGCAACCUAUCCCACUCCUCUUCCUUCUCCAUGUCCUUUGACAGAGAUGAAGGCCUCAAGUCUGUCUCACCCAUCAAACAGGAUGAAUCGUUGGCCUGCAGUGGCGGAGCUAAGCAGUCUGAGUUCCUGACAGUACCCGGCAGUGGUCAUUCCAGCCACCACCAGCAGAGAGAGAUGAGGAGGUCUUCAUCAGAGCAGGCACCAUGCACACUGCCCACGGAGUUGCCUGAAAUGCGUAGCAAGUCCUUUGACUAUGGAAGCUUGUCGUCCUCCAGACAGGGAGAACUUUACUCCAGUGCCUCUGCAAUGAAGGAACGACGACGUGGAUAUCUUGUCCGACAGGCGUCACUGAGUGUUUAUCCAGAGUCAGUCGCUCAUGAGCCAGGGGGCACAGAGAUGUCAAUCAAGCAGGAGAGUUUGGAACAUGGGGCUUGGUCUGGACCAACAGGAUCCCCCCACAGCAGCACUGAUGUAGCCAACAGGACCAAGAGAGUUGGCAGUAGCACUGGUGGAUCUCAUCAACACCACCAGCAUCUCCUCCAUCAGAGUAUCAGUGAGGACAGUCUACAGGAUGAACCACUGUAUGGCAGGUCCCAACAGCACCGUCUUCAUGCCCAGGGCUCGUCAUCUGAAGGAGAACAUCCAGGUCAUGAGGUCAUGAACAAAGAAGUGAUGCAGCAGUAUCAGAGUGGCCCCCCCUUCCUCUCUUUCCAGCAACCAGGUCUCUACUGGACUCAGGAGGCCGGACAGAUGCCCAGACAGCAGCCGGCCCAGCAGCAACUCCAAAAACUCCACCUCAGAUCACCAGGCAGCCUCGCUGGACACCCACAACACAAACACGCACCACUCCACUCCCAGCAGCAAAUCCAUGAUCAACAGUCACAUGAUGGAAAAUCCGAAAAUGACAGCUCUCAAAUGUACCCUGCCUCUUUCUCAUCCCGAAACUCUCCUCUGUCCCAGCAACAGCAAAACCUUGGCUUGCUCUCCUCUAAGUUCUCUCUGCCCAGCACCACCACCACCUCCAUGCUUCUGCAGCAGAUCCAACCUGUUUUUGCAACCCAGAACUUGGGAUCACAGGGCUCGCUGCCUGGUAUGCUGGUUCCUGUACGGAUCCAAACCCAUGUGCCAUCAUUUGGUAGUGUUAUGUACACAAGUGUUAGUCAGCUGGUAGCUACCAGUCCAGGCGGUGCUGACAACUGCAGCAUGUCUCCCCCGGUUGGUGUUGCGAGCACCGGCAAACCACCAGGAGGAAUUGGAGGAGGUUUCAACCUGUCACACUUCAUGGGAAAGACGGAAGGCUCAGCGCUGCGCUACCCUCCCUGGAAGAUUCCAGAUUCUCUGCCGGAGCAACGGCUAAACACAGGGAUACCACUGUCGCUAACAUCAGGCACCAUUUCAACCACAGACGCCUCAGGGUCAGGCAUUGGCGGCAGCAAGCGCAUGCUCUCCCCUACCAGCUCUCUGGAGCUCUUCAUUGAGACUAAGCAGCAGAAAAGAGUGAAGGAGGAGAGGAUGUAUGGACAGAUUGUAAAGGAGAUGAGCGCUGUGGAGCUAAGUGGAACUGAAAACAGCACUACCGAUAAAGGGCAGACCGGAGGUCGCCGAGCCCAUCUGAAGAGUGAUGGCUCCAUGGAUGACUCUGAAAGGAUGUCUUCUUCCCCACCGAGCGACUACCCUUUUGCCACAAAGAUUGCCAUUCCCGUCCGUUCCUCUGCCCCCCACCUCCCUGAUGUACCCCGAGCCGAGAGCUUCACCCCUCCUCUCCAGAUUGUCACAGACCGAUCAGGUGGCCGUGACUCCCCAGAGGAACUUGAUGUGGAUGAUUCAGCUCCAGAGCCCAACUCUAGUCCACAGUCUAUGGGCUCCUCAAAUGAUGCAGAAGAUAGUGACAACACAAAGCCAUGUGCAUCCAGUAAAACACCUGUCAGCGUGCUGGUUCAGCUCGCUUCUAACCAAAGUGCAGGAUUAUCUGGAACAGCGGGCCAGACGCUGCUACUCACAGACAUGGCUGAUGUGCAGCAGUAUUUCCAGUUCCCUAGUCUGCGCACUAUGAGCAGAGUUAGCUGGUGUUUCCUGAAAUACACCAAACCCAACAGCACCCAGGCUGCUUUGCGAGGAUCUGUCUACAGUUCAUGGUGUGUGAACUCGUACAAUCCCAAUCCUCUAAAUCUCAGCACCAAGGCUGCACUGGCCCUGCUGAGGUCCAAACAGAGGAGGAACACAGAUUUGGUUUACACAACAUCAGCCAUGUCUCCACCCAGCUCUGGAAAGCUGGUGUCGUCUGUGGCCUGGAAGCUGAGGUUUGAUCAGUUGAAACCAGAGCUGAUGCCUGUUGAUGUCUGUAACUUUGGGAGGAAGAUGAAGGGAGUGGUGUCGUGGGACCGUUCGAAGGAGGAGCAGGUGGAGAAGGAGGUCUCAGCCAAACAGUCCGCCACCGAACCCUCCCGGAUCAAGAUCUUCGAAGGAGGCUACAAAUCCAACGAGGACUAUGUUUACGUUCGUGGUCGCGGCCGAGGGAAGUACAUCUGCGAGGAAUGUGGUAUCCGCUGCAAGAAGCCGAGCAUGUUGAAGAAACACAUCCGAACGCACACCGACGUCCGGCCGUAUGUCUGCAAGUUCUGCAACUUCGCCUUCAAGACAAAAGGAAACCUGACGAAGCACAUGAAGUCAAAGGCUCAUAUGAAAAAGUGUCUGGAGUUGGGAGUCUCAAUGUCGUCGGUUGAGGACACAGAGGUGGACGAUGGAGAUGGCGGAGACGAAGGUCAGAGGUCAGAGAAGAUUUCCAGAGGGGCGAUGGCGGACCACCAGUUCUCGGAUGCUGAUGACUCAGACGGCGGCGAGGAGGAUGGCGAUGAGGUGGACGAUGAAGACGACGAAGAGGACGACUACGACGGCGACUCCACUCCAAAGACUCGUUCACGCUCCACCAGCCCGCAGCCGUACAGCCUCCCCGCCCUGUCCGUCACAGCCGUGGCCGCCUCCCACCCAUCUCCUCAUCUGUCUCAUCACACGUCCGACCUCCUGGGAAACACCAACAAGCCGCCGCUGUUCGGCUACUUCACCACCGUGCCGAGCAUCCAGAUCACAUCACAGGCUCCGCCCAGCGACCCGGCAGCGAGGGAGUUUGGUCACGAGUACCAGCGCAGCCUGCAGAGGACGCUGGGGAGCAGGCUGCUGGUUCCACCCUCCUCCUCGAUGGAUGAAGACUUGUCCUUCCCCUCCCCUGACCUCUCCUCCCCCUCCUCCCGCCUGUCCUCACCCGGGCUGGACCACUCCGGCUGCCCGUCCCCCAUUUCCCCGUCCUCCUCGCCCUCAGCCCGCCGGUACCUCUCCCCACGUCGCGACCUCUCGCCCCGUGCCAGACACCUCUCACCCCGGCGGGACGUCUCCCCUCUGCGACACAUCUCCCCCAAGAGAGACCUGGGGGCGGCGGGUGGAUACCGGAGAGACCUGUCCCCCAGGAGGGGACACCUCUCGCUGCUCUCCCCUCUGUCUCGACCCACGUCCCCGGCAGGAAGAGACUUUAAGCGUGACCUUUCACCACGUGGCCGCCACAGGGGGGUGCUCCGGCCUCUGUCCCCUCGCAGAGGACUCCACCAACACCUUCACCCGCAAAGCCAGCAGAGCGGAGCGAGGAGUCUGAGGACGUUGGGUCAGGGAGACUUCGUUUCUCUGGGACGUCGCAGAACCAGCGCAGAAAUGGAGACGGAACAUCGUCCAGACUCGCCAUCGCCAGGGGAACAGCGCCAGGCCAGUAACCAUGGCAACCAGUCCAGCCCACCUCACCAAGUCCUGUUCAGUCACCUCCCUCUUCAUUCUCAACUCCAGGUGCGUUCGCCCUACCCGAUGAUCCCCAUCGGUGGGAUCCAGAUGGUACACUCCGUCCACACGUCCGUCACCACCCCUCUCGCUCAGCAGGGUGCACCGCGCCUGAUGCUGCAGAUGAGCACCUCAGAGGACUCCACCACCAGCGAGGCUGCUCCCCCACAUUUCACCUCCUUUGUCGAGAAGGAAGGAGGAGAGUGGGUAAGAGAGGCGUCGUCACCUCACCCGUCCUCGCAAGAGAGGGGCGGCGGGGGAGUGAGGCAGGAGCAGGAGGAGGGCAUCCGGACGUGCACCAACGCCAUCGCGUCACUCUGUAUCGACUCCGAGGAGCCUGCGGAGAGAGGACUGAAGGUGGAUGAAGGUAAAGAUAGAGGGAGGGCUCCUCCCUCUUCCUCCUCCCCUUCUGCGUCGUCCCCCGACUCUCAGCAUCAGCAGCGCCGCUCGCCCUCCGUCUCCAUGUCGCCGCCGUCUCCUCACCACUCGCCAUCUCCUCCUGGGAUUCAGCACUUUAGCGGCCUGGAGCUCAGGCCUCCCCACCCCUCAGUCCCUUCCUCCCCUCACUCCUCCACCUCCUCUCCUCACCCUCACAGCCCUGCGGCCGACGCCCUCCAGCCUUCGGCGGCGUCCAAACCUCCGAGGCUGGAGCGAGAUGGAGAGGUCGAAAGCACAAAGAGGAGCAAAGACGUGUCGUAGACCUGCAGAGGAAGAAGGAGAGGAGGAGGAGCUGUGGAUUUCUUUUUUUGUUUUUGGAUAAUAGGAAGGGAUGAAGUGCAACAGAGAGAGAAAAUGACCUUUACACACUUUACACACACAUUUGUUCUAAUUCAACACACACACACACACUCUCUCUCUCUCUCAGAUACAUACAAAGAACAUGGAUGAACUUCUGCAGCAUGCUGUUCACAUGUCUGUUCUAACCGGGGCCUGCUAUCUGACACUUUCUUAUUUAAAGAGGAUUUGCAAACGGUUACACAUGUACGGAAACAACAUGAGCUCUACGAGAUAAAAAAUAAAAGAUAAGAAAGGAGUCGGGUUAAAAAAACGGUACGUCAGAAACAAAAGAUUGGACGGCUACGUGUGUGCCUUUUCUUUCAACCUUUUUUUUUUUUUUGCUUAUAUUCUGAUAAGCAAACGAAGCAGGAAGGUAAAUGUAAAUACAAUAAUAUCAGCUUUGUAAUAAUGCAAACUCCUCCCUCCACCUCCUCCCUCCUCCUCCUCCUCUGUCCCUCUCUCCCUCUCUUUUUGGACACCUUAAAAAGUCUGGACAAGCGAUGUGAAGUUAUGGAUAUUACUAUUACGUACGGUUGCACUAAAACAUAUUUUUAUAUGAGUGAAAUUUUAAAAAAAUGGCUUUUUUUGUGUACAGCGGCAAUUCUAUAUAAUACUAUUUAUUAUUGUUACCAUGUUUCAUAAAUUGUAAAUUUUUUCUUAAAUGUCGUGGAUGCCUUUUUCUAUGUAAAGCAUGGGUUUUUUGCUAUCGCUGAAAUUAGGGCGAGGAUAUAUAUAUAUACACUGUAAUAUGGCUUUAUAUGUUAGACCUAUUUAUAUACGUCUAAGUGAGCACCCUCUGCUUGGAGGUAUAUACACAUAGAAGUAAGAUGAAUAUUUACCCAGCAUAUGAAUACAUACAACAUAUAGAAUCUAUCUCUCCCUGCACUUAUCAUAUAGAAUGACAUUCACAUUAAGGUUAUGUAUUUAUGAGCUUGUACAUUUUCUCUGCUGCUCUCUUCUCGUCCCUGGUUGUGAUUUCUUUUUGUUUUUUUGUUUUUUUUCGUGGUAUUAUUUCUUCUGUUUCUUUUUUAUUUGCGAGGCACAGACUCAGCAUUAAGUGAACGAACAUGCCUUCUUGCACCGUGGCAUUCUGCUCUCCUCCUCCUCCUCCUCCUUUUAUUCCUCUUCUCACUCCCUCUAACCCUCCUGCCUCGACACCAGCCGCUGAACGGCUCUAAUCUCCGUCACAGGACUUUUGCUUGAAUGAAAACAGUUUCUUUAAAAGGGGGAAACAUUCCAGUAUCCAGUCGAACCCCACGUUUCUUUUUCUCAUCGUGUCCGAACACUUCAUUUCUGGAGACAAACACGUUCAGUAAACUCUCUGACAAAUGCACCUUAUAUUUCUAAACACGAGCUGAUCUUUUUUAUUUUGCAGCAAACUUUCAUUGAAAAUGAAAGUGAAUUGUUCUGAACCCUGAACAAUUCAUUUCACAGUCAUUUGGGUCUUUCUGCGUUUUCCCUCCUCCGCUCCUUCAUUUCAUUUUGUAGCUAAGCAAUAUUUCUCCAGAGCUCUGCUCACCAGCAGGGAGUGUAUUUGUUGCAAGGCAACACCAGUUGUACUUAACAACCAUCCUAGAACCAGGAGAAGAAGGGAGCGAUGAGGAGGAGGAGGGGAUGUGGUGAUUCUCUCUUCACAGUCCUGGUGGAGUCGGGCAGGUGCAAUGUGAGUGUGUAUCUCUGUAUUCUGUAUCGGUGUGUACUCGACCAGUAUAUCCUCUUAUUCUUACCACUUUUUUCUAUUUGGAUCCUCCCUCUGUUAUAUACACUUAUCAUGACGGCAACGAUGUCUUUAAAAAAAAGUCUGUUUCUCUCUUUCAAGAAUAUCAAAGCACAAGUCAUUGUAUAGAAAUGACGACAAUACAAUACAAAAAAAGGACAAAAAAAAGGUAAAUGUGCAUAUAAAAGGGUAACUUUUGUGAUGGUGUUCCGUGGAAUUAAUACAAAUAUCAUGUAUGACCCCAGUCGACAAGGAAUCGCAGUAGAAGUGGAAAAAAUGGAUUGUUGUUUUCAAAUAAAUAUAAAUACAGUAA